Molecule: messenger RNA, 1209 nt
Organism: Naegleria fowleri
Lineage: Eukaryota; Heterolobosea; Eutetramitea; Acrasida; Naegleriidae
Exons: 4
Coding region: 1-1209 (402 amino acids)
Biological process (GO): proteasome-mediated ubiquitin-dependent protein catabolic process
Cellular component (GO): proteasome regulatory particle, base subcomplex
Molecular function (GO): ATP binding; proteasome-activating activity; ATP hydrolysis activity
Source: RefSeq, a predicted model, not a curated record
AUGCAAUCAUCACAAAAGAAGUGGACCAAGGAAGAAGUUCUUGAAACAUUCGGUGAGGAUAUUGCUUGUGCAGGUACGGACGAGAUUGAGCACCGAUCCCGAUUAAUUGAGAAUGAAAUUCACGUGUUUAAGAAUGAAAAGAAGCGUAUUCAAUAUGAUGAAACGACAAUGAAGGAAAAGAUAAAGGAAAAUACGGAAAAGAUCAAACUUAACAAACAAUUGCCCUAUCUUGUGGCUACUGUUGUAGAGAUUUUGGAAACAGAUGAAAACGAAGAAAUUAUACAAGACGGAUCAAGCAUUGCCCUUGACGAAGAUAAAAAGGGAAAAUCUGCCGUCAUAAAAACAAGUACAAGACAAACUAUUUAUCUUCCUGUUAUCGGAUUGGUCGAUUCAGAACAAUUAAAGCCUGGAGAAUUAGUUGGAGUUAACAAGGACAGUUUUCUUGUGUUGGAAAAGCUGCCAUCUGAGUAUGAUUCUCGUGUCAAAGCUAUGGAAGUCGAUGAAAGACCAAAGGAAGAUUACGAUCAAAUUGGAGGAUGUGAUGCCCAAAUCAAGGAAAUGUAUGAAGCUAUUGUAUUACCAAUGACAGAGGCAGAUCGUUUCAAGAAAAUUGGUAUUCAACCACCAAAAGGCGUCUUAUUGUAUGGACCUCCUGGUACAGGAAAGACCUUGCUUGCUCGUGCAUGUGCUGCCCAAACAAAAGCUACAUUCUUAAAGUUGGCUGGUCCACAAUUGGUUCAAAUGUUUAUCGGAGAUGGUGCCAAGCUUAGAUUCGGUUCUGACAAGUCAGGUGACAGAGAAGUCCAAAGAACUAUGCUUGAAUUAUUGAACCAAAUGGAUGGUUUUUCUCAAGACACACGAGUUAAGGUCAUUGCCGCAACCAAUCGUAUUGAUAUUUUGGAUCCUGCUUUAUUGAGAUCUGGUCGUUUGGAUCGUAAGAUUGAGUUCCCACUUCCUGACGAAAAGGGACGUAUACAGAUUUUAAAAAUUCACUCCAAGAGAAUGAAUGUUAAUUUUGAUGAUGUCAAUUAUGAAGAGUUGGCUCGUUGUUGCGAAGAUUUUAACGGAGCUCAAUUGAAGGCCGUUUGUGUCGAAGCUGGUAUGAUUGCUCUCAGGAGAGAUGCCACUCAAAUCAUGCACGAAGAUUUCAUGGAAGGUAUUGCUGCAGUUCAAGCCAAAAAGAAGGUGGCUCUCGACUAUUAUGCUUAA